CACAAGCUCUCCAUGACACUAGUAACUUUCAUGUUGCUUAGCCAUUUCUAAUAUUCCGUACCUCUCUCCCUCUCUCUGCAGUUUAAUCUACGUGCUUCCAUGGAAGGACUAGAACUUCGCUCCAUUCAGAUUUCCGAUCAGAGCCCACUUCCAGAGAAGGAUCAGCAAUCCAACUCAAGUCCAAAAGACACUGUUUCCUUCUUCGGCCUAUUUGCAGCUGCUGAUACAUUGGACUGUUUUUUUAUGUUCUUUGGUAGCAUUGGGGCUUGCAUCCAUGGUGCUGCACUUCCUGUGUUCUUUGUUUUGUUUGGCCGAAUGAUUGAUUCUUUGGGACGCCUAUCUUCAGAUCCAGAUAAACUUUCCUCUCAAGUUUCCAGGCAUGCUCUAUACUUGGUCUAUCUUGGACUUGGGGUUUUAGCAUCAGCAUGGAUCGGUGUUGCAUUUUGGAUGCAAACAGGGGAAAGGCAGACGGCCCGUUUGCGACUCAAGUAUCUUCAGUCAGUCUUAAGACAGGAUAUUAAUUUCUUUGACACUGAGGCCAGGGAUAAAAAUAUCACUUUCCACAUUUCAAAUGAUGCAAUUCUGUUGCAGGAUGCAAUUGGUGACAAGAUAGGCCAUGGUUUACGUUACCUUUCUCAAUUCUUUGUUGGAUUUGCAAUAGGAUUCACAUCAGUAUGGCAGCUUACACUUCUCACCGUGGCUGUUGUUCCAUUGAUGGCUAUUGCUGGAGGAGCCUAUACAGUAAUCAUGACCACCUUGUCAGAAAAAGGUGAGGCUGCCUAUGCUGAAGCUGGGAAGGUUGCAGAAGAGGCUAUUUCACAGGUUCGUACUGUAUACUCAUUUGUGGGAGAGGAUAGAGCAGUUGAAACAUAUUCAAGGUCACUUCAAAAGGCCCUUAAACUGGGGAAAAAGAGUGGGUUUGCAAAGGGAAUUGGUAUUGGCUUUACAUAUGGGCUUUUGUUUUGUGCUUGGGCAUUACUUCUCUGGUAUGCCAGCAAACUAGUCAGGCAUGGGGACACAAAUGGGGGGAAAGCAUUCACUACAAUUCUCAACGUCAUAUUCAGUGGAUUUGCUCUUGGUCAAGCUGCCCCUAAUCUUGCUGCCAUUGCCAAAGGCCGGGCUGCUGCAGCCAAUAUAGUAAACAUGAUUGAAACAGAUUCUACUGCUUCUAAAAGGUUAGAUAAUGGAAUAAUGUUGCCAAAAGUAGCUGGACAGCUUGAAUUUUGUGAGGUCUGUUUUGCUUAUCCCUCACGACCUAGUAUGGUCUUCGAAAAUUUGAGCUUUUCUAUUUAUGCUGGGAAGACCUUUGCUGUUGUUGGGCCAAGUGGUUCAGGAAAGAGCACCAUUAUUUCCAUGGUUCAACGUUUCUAUGAGCCCACUUCAGGUAAAAUACUGUUGGAUGGACAUGAUAUUAAGAAUCUCCGAUUAAAAUGGCUGAGAGCACAGAUGGGGUUGGUUAGUCAAGAACCUGCAUUGUUUGCCACGACUAUAGCUGGGAACAUUCUGUAUGGAAAAGAAGAUGCUGAUAUGGAUCAGGUCAUAGAAGCUGCCAAAGCUGCAAAUGCACAUUCUUUUGUUCAAGGCUUACCUGAUGGUUAUCAAACUCAGGUAGGAGAGGGAGGAACUCAGCUUUCUGGAGGGCAGAAACAGAGAAUUGCAAUUGCAAGAGCAGUGCUGAGGAACCCAAAGAUACUGCUGUUAGAUGAGGCCACUAGUGCUCUUGAUGCAGAAUCGGAACUCAUUGUUCAGAAGGCACUAGAUAAAAUCAUGUUGAAUCGAACAACAAUCGUUGUUGCACACAGAUUAUCCACAAUUCGAGACGUUAAUAAAAUCAUUGUUUUGAAGAAUGGUCAGGUUGUUGAAAGUGGGACUCAUUUGGAAUUGAUUUCCCAGGGAGGGGAGUAUGCAACUUUAGUGAGCUUACAAGUAUCAGAACAUGGUAAAAGUCCAAGUACAAAGGUUUGUCAAGACACUUCUGGGAUUUCUAAAAGUUUUCCAGAAUCCCCCAACAGUCAGAACCACCAACAGGAGGUUAAGUCAAUUACCAAAGGAGAGCUACAGCCAUAUGAUCAGAACAUGGCCUCAUCCAGCUCUCCUCCAAUUCCAUCACUUUGGCAACUAGUUAAACUAAACGCACCAGAGUGGCCCUUUGCUGUGCUUGGAUCAGUGGGCGCAAUUCUGGCUGGGAUGGAAGCUCCUCUGUUUGCCCUGGGGAUCACACAUGUCUUGACUGCAUUCUAUUCUGGCAAAGAUUUCCAGAUUAAGCGAGAGGUUGACCACAUUUCUCUCAUAUUUGUUGGAGCGGCCAUUCUUACUAUUUUCAUAUAUCUAUUGCAACACUAUUUCUAUACAUUGAUGGGCGAGCGUCUCACCACUCGCAUUCGGUUAUUAAUGUUCUCAGCAAUCCUUUCCAAUGAGAUAGGCUGGUUUGAUUUGGAUGAGAACAGUACUGGCUCUUUGACAUCAAAAUUAGCAGCAGAUGCGACAUUAGUAAGAAGCGCACUUGCCGACCGCCUCUCAACCAUUGUGCAGAAUGUUGCACUCACUGUGACAGCAUUUGUUAUUGCCUUCACAUUAAGUUGGCGUAUAGCAUCUGUUAUCAUUGCCUCCUUCCCUCUUCUAAUUGGAGCUUCCAUAACUGAGCAACUAUUUCUGAAGGGUUUUGGAGGAGACUACACACGGGCCUACGCUCAAGCAACUGCUGUGGCACGAGAAGCAAUUGCCAAUAUUCGUACCGUUGCUGCAUUUGGUGCUGAAGACCGAAUCUCACUCCAGUUUGCUUCUGAACUGAACCAACCAAACAAACAAGCACUUUUACGUGGCCAUAUAUCAGGUUUUGGAUAUGGUGUAUCACAGCUCUUUGCAUUCUGUUCCUAUGCACUUGGCCUUUGGUAUGCAUCAGUUCUUAUCAAACACAAUGACUCGAACUUUGGAGACAUCAUCAAGUCCUUCAUGGUUUUGAUAAUCACCGCAUUUUCAGUAGCAGAGACACUUGCUCUAACACCUGACAUUGUAAAGGGAUCACAAGCACUUGGAUCAGUCUUCAGUAUUCUCCAAAGAAAAACAGCCAUUAACCGUGACAAUCCUACAUCUUCAGUGGUAACUGAUAUCCAGGGAGACAUAGAGUUCAGGAAUGUGAGUUUCAGAUACCCCGCAAGGCCUGAUCUCAUCAUCUUCAAGGACUUAAAUUUGAAAAUCUCAGCAGGAAAGAGUCUUGCAAUAGUGGGCCAAAGUGGGUCAGGGAAGAGUACUGUGAUCUCACUGGUUAUGAGAUUUUACGACCCAACUUCAGGGGCAGUCAUGAUUGAUGGAUUUGAUAUCAAAGGCUUAAACUUAAGAUCGUUGAGGAUGAAAAUAGGUUUAGUUCAGCAAGAACCAGCAUUGUUCUCUACCACAAUUUACGAGAACAUCAGGUAUGGGAAUGAAGAGGCAUCGGAAAUUGAGAUAAUGAAAGCAGCCAGGGCAGCAAAUGCUCACAGCUUCAUCAGCAGAAUGCCUGAAGGGUACCAAACUCAAGUGGGUGACAGAGGAGUUCAGUUAUCAGGGGGACAGAAGCAGAGGGUGGCCAUAGCUAGAGCAAUAUUGAAAGACCCAUCCAUUCUCCUUUUAGAUGAAGCAACAAGUGCCCUGGACACAGCAUCCGAAAAGCUGGUUCAAGAGGCUCUUGAUACACUAAUGGAAGGCCGAACAACAAUUUUGAUAGCACACAGGUUGUCAACUAUACACAAUGCAGACAGCAUUGCGGUACUGCAACAUGGUAAGGUAGUUGAAACCGGAGACCACCGGCAGCUCAUCACCCGGCCUGGCAGCAUCUAUAAGCAGUUAGUUAGCCUACAACAGGAAAAAGGUGAAGUUCCCAAUUGAUCAUUUUGUACAAUAUGGAGAAUCAUACACCAAGGAUUUGAAGCCUAACAUGAUGCUUUGCUGCCGAUUACUGAGGACAAGCAUAAAGAUUACCUCAGAUAUUUAUAUAUAUAGAAAAACGCAUAUAUAUUCUCUAACAAUGAAGUUUGCUUAAGCUGUUAUAGAAAGCGAGACAUUCACUUCUUA
Messenger RNA from Vitis vinifera (wine grape), 4050 nucleotides. RefSeq names its product ABC transporter B family member 13. Bases 100 to 3864 code for a protein of 1254 amino acids. Lineage: Eukaryota; Viridiplantae; Streptophyta; Magnoliopsida; Vitales; Vitaceae. The record is from RefSeq and is a predicted model, not a curated record. Gene Ontology annotation, biological process: transmembrane transport. Gene Ontology annotation, molecular function: ATP binding; ATP hydrolysis activity; ABC-type transporter activity. Gene Ontology annotation, cellular component: membrane. The transcript is spliced from 10 exons.